Molecule: messenger RNA, 1245 nt
Organism: Eruca vesicaria subsp. sativa (arugula)
Lineage: Eukaryota; Viridiplantae; Streptophyta; Magnoliopsida; Brassicales; Brassicaceae
Source: the annotation of a GenBank genome assembly
AUGGAUUUGCUCACAGAGGAUCAAUGGGCGAUUAUGUUAUCGAGAUUACCACUAAUCCCUAUCCUAUUGACAAAGAGACCAAAGAAUAAUACAGGAACGGAAUCGCUUCUAGAGGAUCUGUAUGCGAUUAUACUAGCCAGGUUACCACUAAAAAGCAUAAUCACUUUCAAACUGGUUUGUAAGCAAUGGAAAUCACUCGUUGAGUCUCCUUUUUGCCGCGAUCUUUUUAUAUCUCUCCACCAAAACUCAUUUCCGUCUUCAUGGUCGUUCAUGUGUAGAGGUUGCGAGACAGAAACCAUGGCUCACUACGGAUCCGACAACUGGUGUCUUACACGUUCUCUCGGUUCUUACAUCUCGUCUUUUCUAGCAGACAAGUUCGAGGACCGACAAGGUAGAGUCGUGGCUUACACCGAUGUUGGUUUGAUAUUGAUUUACGCAGUGACGAAAUUUUACGUGGCUAAUCCUGUCUCAAGGCAAUGCGUACAGAUCCUUCCUAAUGUUAAUGUAGAGAAACGUUUUUGGAUAUUGGGGAUUGCGACACGUACCGAGAACGACGUCGUUUUGGGUUACAAAGUUGUUUUGUUAAAAACAAACUUUACUAGUUUCUUGAUAUAUUCAUCUGAGACCAGGUCAUGGAGUCAUGAAACUGUUUGUUUUCCUUUCACUUUCAUCUCUCAGGAGCUUAAUAAUCCCAUAAGCUUGGAUGGGAAGCUUCACUGGCUCGCUCAUAAUCCCGAGUAUAAAGAUUUUGUUGUAUCCUUCGAUUUCUAUGCUACUGGCGACAAGGGUUCUGAUAGAUGUCGUGUUACACUUUUCCCUGACUUGGACAAAACUACUAAAUUCAAAAGAGCUUGCACAACUUGUCAAGGGUUUCUCAUGUAUAUUAACAUAGUCUCCGUAGCAAAAGUUGAGAAGCUCUGUGUAUGGAGGCUAAAGAGUGAAGGGUGGCAACUAGUAUCUGAAAUCUCCACUAGUUUCAUAACGGCUGGUUUUGAUUAUAUUCCAUUGGGGAUGAACCCUUUUGAUGAUAAGCUAGUGUACUUUUGGAGGGGAGAUAGGAGAGGGCAAGAUUUGUUGUCGGUUAGCUUACACAUUGGGGAGUUUAUUGUCCACGGAGAGUUGGAACGUAGCAGCGACGGGCGCGUUCUGAGUUCUGUUGGUGGUCCGAGAGAUAUAGAAUACAUAAUGGAAUCAUCUUAUUCCUCGUUCGUUCUCCCAAGGUGGCUUCAUCCUUUCCCUAACUAG